Messenger RNA from Histoplasma capsulatum G186AR, 333 nucleotides. RefSeq lists its product as uncharacterized. Bases 1 to 333 code for a protein of 110 amino acids. The transcript has 2 exons. The record is from RefSeq and is a predicted model, not a curated record. NCBI's taxonomy places the organism in Eukaryota, Fungi, Ascomycota, Eurotiomycetes, Onygenales, Ajellomycetaceae.
AUGGCAGAACGAAUGAGUGAAGAUGCUUAUACAAAAGCUAUUUUAUCAUCUACUUCUCAGAACCCUUCGAAGAAUAAGAUUGAUGAAUUCAGUAAGGAUAUCCAAGUGGUACAGAUGUACGGAGUACGGGCUCCAAUAACAGCGGCGGCUGUUAUUGUGUGGUCAAGCGCCUCCCAAGAAGCCAUUACAUUCAGAGCCACUAGAACUGGGGCAAAAGAGGCUCACCGCCAGCGCCAUGCUGGUAUGAGAGGGGACGAACCUCCCAACCCAAUCACUCCGACAGACCGCGUACAAUUUUCACAGCCUCCACCAGCUGGGUUCGAUUCCUGGUAA